AUCUUGAAAAGAAAACCUAUUUUUUAUGCACACUCGAAUCAAUGAUUAAACCAACCAAAAAAAGGUUGUUUACUUGUAUCAAGCUUCUAUAAGUCUUCAAAAAGGUGUUAAGACUUAAGAGUCCGUGUUAAGACUUAAGAGUCUGUAUCAGAUUGAAACUAUCAGAUAGUCCUAAUUUCUCCAAUAUUUUCCAUCCUCUUUUCUUCUACUCCACCGCCACCCCCCCCACAGAAAAAAGAAACUCCAAAUAUAUAGCAUUGGGGGAAAUUUUGAGCUUUUGCAGAGGAAGUGUCACUUUGUUCUUUACUAGGAACAAAUACUUUUUUUUUCGGUCUUUGAUUUUGUUACAUCUCAAAAAGGACAAACAAUGAAAAUCAGACCACAAGAUCACGUGGUUACCUUUAUUUGGGCAGAAACCAAUAAUGUGAGGAACUCUUUCAGAAGAGUUCUUCCAAGAAUCACGAUCACUUUCAUCUUCUUCUUUUGUCUUCUAUACGUUUUUUACUCCCUAAUUUGUUUAAACCCGUCAUUCAAGUCCACCCUUUUACCUUUAGAUACUUUUAUUAGAAUUAACGAAGAAAAACACUCAAACACUAUCCAAAAAGCCCCAGAAAAAACUCAGCUCCACCAUAUUGUUUUUGGCAUUGGAUCAUCACGAGCCACAUGGAAAUAUCGAAACGAGUACGUAAAAUUAUGGUGGAAGCCGGAUAAAAUGCGAGGAUUUGUAUGGUUAGACAAGCCUAUGAUCAUGUCGAAGAAUCAAAGCACGAGUAAUAAUUCUACUAAUAUUACAAGUACUUCUCUCCCACAAAUCAAGAUUUCAAGUGACACGUCAAGAUUUAGGUACACGAAUAAAAAAGGCGAUCGAUCGGGGAUUCGUAUAUCCCGAAUCGUAUCGGAAACAUUAAGAGCGGAUUCGGAGAAGGUGAGGUGGUUCGUGAUGGGGGACGACGAUACGUUUUUCGUGCCUGAAAAUUUGGUUAGGGUAUUGAGGAAAUAUGAUCAUAACCAAUUUUAUUACAUAGGGAGUGUAUCGGAAACACAUUGGCAAAAUCAUGAGUUUUCUUAUAAUAUGGCUUAUGGAGGUGGAGGUUUUGCUAUUAGUUAUCCAUUGGCAAAGGCUAUUGAGAAAAUGCAAGAUAAAUGUUUACAAAAGUAUCCACAUUUGUAUGGAUCAGAUGAUAGGAUUCAAGCUUGUAUGGCUGAACUUGGAGUUCCUCUCACUAAAGAAGUUGGAUUUCACCAGUUUGAUCUACAUGGUAGUGUUAUGGGCCUGCUCUCAGCCCAUCCAGUUGCACCACUGAUUUCACUUCAUCAUCUUGAUAAAAUCCAGCCCAUCUUCCCCAAACUAAGCCGAGUUGAAGCCCUGAGACGCCUCAACAAACCCAUAAAACUGGACUCAGCUGGGCUCAUGCAACAGUCCAUAUGUUAUGAUAGGCCCAGGAGAUGGACCAUUUCUGUCUCAUGGGGCUAUUUGGUCCAGAUAAAUAGGGGCAUCUUACCAGCCCGUGAAAUAGAAAGGCCCAUUACAACUUUCAACGAUUGGUAUGGUACUGGUGAUGAAUAUUCCUUCACAUUCAACGUAAGGCCAUAUCAUAACAAUGGCUGCCAAAGACCAUUUUUCUACUUGUUGUCCAAUGCAUAUGCGACAACCAAUCACACCACAAGCGUAUACGUGUACGACGGGGCCCCCGGACGGAAGUGCAAGUGGAGUAUAGCUGAUCCAUCCGAGAUACGCCGCAUGGAAGUGUACAAGAAGCCUGAUCCAAAUUUAUGGGACAAGUCUCCAAGAAGAAAUUGUUGCAGAGUUUUGCCAACAAGCAGGAAUGACACUCUAUUAGUAGAUGUGGGUGAAUGCAAAGAUGGUGAAACCAUCUAAUUGUAGUGAAACAGACUAAAGAGGAUUCUUCACUCUCUUCCUAGUGAUCCAUUCAUGUCAUUAUUUGUAGUCUCCCCCAUCUUUCCAGUCGAGUCUUUUUUAUCUUUUUCUUUUUUGUCUGAAUACAGAAAGGAGCUCCAGAUUACAUAUAUUGCUUUGUAUAAAACAAUCUAACACAAUGCUUCAGGUGAGCUCCUAAUUUUGAUGUACUUCAAAAGAAAGAAUACAAGAAAGAAUGCAAGAUCUGAUUUCACAUAAACUUACACUGAAAGAAGUUUUUCAAUGAAAACUUCACUGUUCUAUCACCUGAACAUAUUAAUAGAACCUCCUUCUAUUCUAAA
Molecule: messenger RNA, 2220 nt
Organism: Lycium ferocissimum
Lineage: Eukaryota; Viridiplantae; Streptophyta; Magnoliopsida; Solanales; Solanaceae
Exons: 3
Coding region: 368-1879 (503 amino acids)
Molecular function (GO): acetylglucosaminyltransferase activity
Source: RefSeq, a predicted model, not a curated record